GGGAGGCGUCGGUCAAGCCGGAGCCCCCGGGAGCGCCCGCCUCCGCAGUUAUCAGGUUAGUGUUCGCCGCGGCGCUGGGCUCGGGGUUCCGAGCGGAGCUGGUGGAGCCCUCCGAGUCCUCCCGGCACCGGCCUCGGGAGGGGGGGGUCUGCAGCGGGGUCACCACGCCAGCGGAGCCGGGCACAGCGAGCGCCUCCCGCCAGCCGCGGCCAUGGACAUGAAGAAAAGGAUCCACUUAGAGCUGCGGAACAGGACGCCCUCAGAUGUUAAAGAGCUCGUUCUUGACAACUGCAGGUCAUACGAAGGCAAAAUCGAAGGCCUUACAGAUGAGUUCGAAGAGCUGGAAUUCUUAAGUACAAUCAACGUAGGCUUAACCUCAGUUGCAAACUUACCAAAGUUAAACAAACUUAAGAAGCUCGAGCUAAGUGACAACAGAAUCUCAGGAGGACUGGAAGUGUUGGCAGAAAAGUGUCCAAACCUCACGCAUCUAAAUCUAAGUGGCAACAAAAUAAAAGAUCUCGGUACAAUAGAACCUCUGAAAAAGUUAGAAAACCUGAAGAGUUUAGAUCUUUUCAAUUGCGAGGUAACCAACUUGAACGAUUAUAGAGAAAACGUAUUCAAGCUCCUCCCGCAACUCACAUACCUCGAUGGCUACGAUCGGGACGACAAAGAAGCGCCGGACUCUGACGCAGAGGGCUACGUGGAGGGCCUAGACGACGAGGAGGAGGAUGAAGAUGUCUUAUCUCUAGUGAAAGAUCGGGACGACAAAGAAGCGCCGGACUCUGACGCAGAGGGCUACGUGGAGGGCCUAGACGACGAGGAGGAAGAUGAAGACGAAGAGGAGUAUGAUGAUGACGCUCAGGUAGUAGAAGACGAAGAAGAUGAGGAGGAAGAGGAGGAAGGAGAAGAGGAGGACGUAAGCGGAGAAGAGGAGGAGGAUGAAGAAGGCUAUAACGAUGGUGAGGUAGAUGAUGACGAAGAUGAAGAAGAGCCCGAUGAAGAACGGGGACAGAAGAGAAAACGAGAACCUGAAGACGAAGGGGAUGAGGAUGACUAAACUGAAUAACCUAUUUUGAAAAUUUCCUAUUGUGAUUUGACUGUUUUUACCCUGUAUUUCCCCUCCCCACACCCCCAACCUUUUUUUUUCUUUUUUUUUUUUCUGAUUGUAAUGUUGCUGUGGGAACGAGAGGGAGAAGCAGACUGGGUGGGCAAGGGAAUAAAAUACUAUUUUUACUGCCACUCCUCCUCCUAUUCAUUUUAAAUUUUUUCUUUUUGUCCCUCUCUUAGUCCCUGUAACUGCAAUAGUAAGUAUAAACCAAGUGGUAAUUUGUUUCUUAUUAUUGGAGUGGAUAGUUUGACAUCUUUCAAAAGAAAAAAAAAAAGUUAAGAUCAGUGGAUGAUACCCCAAAUACACAUAUUCUGUUCUGAGACAGCCGAAUAUCCUUGGUUGUUGGGAUUUUCCACCGCUGCCAGUCACUAAAUACGUUGUAAGCAUUUUUGGGGGAUGCUUCAAAUCUAGGCAAAGCGUCCCUCCACAGCAACAGGUGUGAGAAUGGCAUAUUGAUAAAGUGAUUUCUUUGUUGCCUGUCCGUGAAUGACUGCCAUUUUCAGCCAAUGCUUUCCCUGCUUUUGUAGGUACCUUUUCUUUUGCUGUUUGUAAAUAGUGACCAAAUGUUUUUUUUGUUUUGUUUUUUUGUUUUGUUUUGUUUUGGGGUGUUCCUUUGGAUCUGGUUUGUGGGGUGAAUUUGCAAUCCCCUCCUUCCCCAUGUGUUGUGUUUUUUCCUUUGUUUGUUUUGUUGCUUUUUUUUUUUUUUUUUGGCUAGGGUAUAGCCAA
Messenger RNA from Cygnus atratus (black swan), 1834 nucleotides. It is a transcript of the gene ANP32A, whose product is annotated as acidic nuclear phosphoprotein 32 family member A. The record is from RefSeq and is a predicted model, not a curated record. Gene Ontology annotation, biological process: nucleocytoplasmic transport; regulation of apoptotic process. Gene Ontology annotation, molecular function: histone binding. The coding region runs from base 212 to 1057 and encodes 281 amino acids. Lineage: Eukaryota; Metazoa; Chordata; Aves; Anseriformes; Anatidae. The transcript has 8 exons. Gene Ontology annotation, cellular component: perinuclear region of cytoplasm; nucleus.